This is a messenger RNA of Rattus norvegicus (Norway rat), 3532 nucleotides long. It is a transcript of the gene Lrrcc1, whose product is annotated as leucine rich repeat and coiled-coil centrosomal protein 1. Bases 56 to 3133 code for a protein of 1025 amino acids. The record is from RefSeq and is marked validated. NCBI's taxonomy places the organism in Eukaryota, Metazoa, Chordata, Mammalia, Rodentia, Muridae. Gene Ontology annotation, cellular component: centrosome; centriole. The transcript is spliced from 19 exons.
AAGCUGGGACCCAGCGCUGGGCGCCAAUUAACACCCACUCCCCGUCGCUGGUACCAUGGAGGCGGCGGCAUGUACGGAAAUCGAACCGGAGGAUGGCGACAGCAGCUGCGAGGAUGUGUGUUUCAUGGACAAAGGCCUGCACAGUAUAUCAGAGUUAUCUUUAGAUUCAUCCCUUCAUGCCAUCAAUUUGCAUUGUAAUAACAUCUCCAAGAUCACAUCCAUUGACCACAUUUGGAACCUGCGACAUUUGGAUCUGUCAUCUAAUCAAAUAAGUCAAAUUGAAGGCCUGAACACACUAACAAAGCUAUGCACUUUAAACUUGUCCUGCAAUUUGAUCACAAGAGUGGAAGGACUCGAAGCACUGGUAAAUCUGACUAGACUGAAUUUGUCUUAUAAUCACAUAAGUGAUCUCAGCGGGUUGAUCCCCCUUCAUGGACUAAAGUAUAAACUUAGAUAUAUUGACCUACAUAGUAAUUAUAUAGAUAGCAUCCAUCACUUACUUCAGUGUACAGUAGGAUUACACUUCCUAACCAAUCUUAUUUUAGAGAAAGAUGGAGAAGGUAAUCCUAUCUGUCUUGUACCAGGGUACCGAGCAAUCAUUCUCCAGACUUUACCACAGCUGAGAAUCUUAGACUGCAAGAAUAUAUUUGGUGAGCCAGUAAGUUUGGAAGAGAUGAACUCAUCGCACCUACAGUGCUUCGAAGGUCUUCUGGAUAAUUUAGUUUCUUCUGAUUCCCCCCUGAAUAUAAGUGAAGAUGAGGUCGUUGAUAAUAUGUCAGCACCACCAAUAGAUGUGUUGCCUCCUUUGGAGGAAUUUACAAGUACACCAGAAGAAAAUGUUUUGACCUCACUUUUAUCUGCGUGUUCAUCUGAACCAGAAAAAAUUAAUCAUGAAAACAAUUUUCAAAAUGAGAUGAAACUUCAGAAAUUAGAUGAUCAAAUCCUACAGCUGCUCAACGAAACUAAUAAUUCCUUAAUAGAUAAUGUUCCUGAGAAAGACCUCAGACCAAAAAGAGACACAGAUAUAACUUCUGAAAGUGACUAUGGAAACAGAAAAGAGUGCAGCAGAAAAGUUUCCAGAAGAACAAAAAUCCCAUACUAUACCAGAACUAUUCAAAGUAUUAAGCACCACAAUAAAAACAAUGGUGCUUUUGUAAGUUGUAAUCGUAAAAUGAGACAGCCUUACUUGAGAGAUUUAUAUGUAAGAUCAUCGUUAGUAAACUGUAAUAACUUAAGAGAAGUAGAUGAGCAGAAGAAUGGCAUGAUUAAAGUAGACAAAAGUGCUUCGAACGACAACACUUACCGGUCCCUUGUGGAACAGUUAGACCAAGAGAGAGAGAUGAGGUGGAAAGCGGAGCAAACGGAAAAGAAACUUAUGGACUAUAUUGAUGAGCUACAUAAGCAAGCAAAUGAGAAGAAAGAUGUUCACAGCCAGGCAAUCAUUACCACAGAUAGGCUAAAGGAUGCUAUUUUCAAGGAGAGGCAUUGCAAGGCUCAACUUGAAGUUAUAGUUCACAGACUUCAAAAUGAAAUUAAAAAACUAACUAUUGAAUUAAUGAAAGCACGAGAUCAACAGGAAGAUCACAUCAGACACUUGAGAACUCUGGAAAGAGCAUUGGAAAAAAUGGAGAAGCAAAAAGCACAGCAGCAGCAGGCACAGAUGAGACUGAUCCAAGAGGUGGAGCUCAAAGCCUCGGCUGCUGAUCGAGAAAUAAACUUACUUCGAACCUCUCUUCGCCAAGAAAAGGAGCAAGUACAACAACUUCAUGACCUUCUGGCACUGAAAGAACAGGAGCACAGACAAGAAAUUGAAACUCGGGAGUUUUUCAAUGAUGCUGAGUUCCAGGAUGCAUUAACUAAACGAUUGUCCAAAGAAGAAAGAAAACAUGAGCAAGAAGUAAAAGAAUACCAAGAAAAAAUUAAUAUAUUAAACCAGCAGUAUUUGGAUUUAGAAAAUGAAUUCCGUAUUGCUUUAACUGUUGAAGCUAGAAGAUUUAAAGAUGUUCAAGAUGGCUUUGAAGAUGUCGCAACUGAAUUAGCGAAGAGUAAACAUGCUCUUAUUUGGGCUCAACGUAAAGAAAAUGAGUCUUCCUCUUUAAUUAAAGAUCUGACCUCUAUGGUGAAGGAACAAAAGACAAAACUCUCAGAAGUCUGCAAAUUGAAGCAGGAAGCAGCAGCAAAUUUACAGAAUCAAAUCAACACUCUUGAAAUUUUGAUUGAAGAUGACAAGCAAAAGAGCAUUCAAAUAGAACUUCUCAAACAUGAGAAAAACCAGCUCAUUUCUGAGCUGGCAGCCAAAGAGUCGCUGAUUUAUGGCUUAAGGACCGAGAGAAAAGUAUGGGGACACGAACUGGCAUACCAGGGCACAUCACUAUCCCAGAGUCGUGGGAAACUAGAAGCUCAAAUAGAAAGUUUAUGCAGAGAAAAUGAGUCUCUGAGAAAAACCCAUGAAAGUGACUGUGAUGCCUUGAGAAUAAAGUGCAAGAUCAUCGAGGAUCAAACUGAAACCAUCCGGAAACUAAAAGAUGGUUUACAAGAAAAAGAUGGGCAAAUCAAAAUGCUACAAGAACAAAUCACCAUCAUAGAAAAAUGUUCUCAAGAGCAACUUAAUGAAAAGACUUCACAACUAGAUUCUAUAGUUGAGAAACUGGAGAGACAUAAUGAAAGAAAGGAAAAACUAAAGCAACAGUUGAAGGCAAAGGAAUUAGAACUUGAAGAAAUCAGAAAAGCUUACAGCACACUAAAUAAGAAAUGGCAUGACAAAGGAGAACUACUCUCUAAUCUUGAAACACAAGUAAAAGAAGUAAAAGAAAAAUUUGAAAACAAGGAAAAGAAACUGAGAGCAGAGAGAGACAGAAGCCUUGAGCUACAAAAGGAUGCAGUAGAAAAGCUUCAGAACAUGGAUGAUGCCUUUAAAAGACAAGUUGAUGCAAUUGUUGAAGCACAUCAAACUGAAAUAACACAACUAGCAAACGAGAAGCAGAGAUAUAUUGAGUGUGCAAAUUUAAAGGUUCAACAGAUUGAAGACGAAAUGCGAGGACUUCUGGAAGAAACAUGCAAGAACAAAAAAUUGAUGGAGGAAAAAAUUAAGCAACUUGCUUGUGCUAUAAGUGACAUACAGAAAGAAAUGUGAUGUUUAGUUGAAAUGGACCAACAGACCUAUUGUAAAAAUGAUUAAAUAUUGUAACAGUAGUAUCUGCUAUGUCUCUUUCUACACAUUUCAUUAUGAAUAUAUUUUAAGAGACUUGAUGAAAUAUUGUAUAUGUGGGGUUUUUAUAAUAAAGCAUUAUCAAUUAUGUUUAUUAGAUGGACCUAUCAUAAUAACUAGACUUAAAGCACUUUUCUUGUCUCUGUGCUGUACCUUGUUGAUAAUUACUCACUUACAGAUUUGUAAAGGAAUGUUACAAUUUGACUAUAGGAAAGAUACGAAAAUAAUCAUUGUUGAGUUGUUCUAAUGCAGAACUACUUGUAUUUACAGGUUAUCCUUUAGUAAAUGCAACUCCCUUCUUCUAAAGUGUCUGUAAGAUGUAAG